Molecule: messenger RNA, 1032 nt
Organism: Camelina sativa (false flax)
Lineage: Eukaryota; Viridiplantae; Streptophyta; Magnoliopsida; Brassicales; Brassicaceae
Source: RefSeq, a predicted model, not a curated record
AUGUUGGUGUGUAUGCUGCAAAAAGCGGGAAAAGAAGGCAAAAUCACUGGUCUGACAGUUGCGAAAGGGACUCCAUCAGUAUCACACCUGUUAUUUGCCGAUGACAGCAUCUUUUAUUGUCGGGAAAAAGAUGAAGAGUUUCAGUGCCUGCUAUCUAUUCUAGAUGAGUAUAGCAUUGCUUCUGGCCAAAGAAUAAACUACCAGAAGUCAAGUAUCUACUUUGGGAAGCGUAUUCUUCAGGAUAGAAAGUCGGAGAUAAAGCAGCUAACAGGAAUCAAUGAGGAAGGAGGAUACAGUUUCUAUCUAGGACUCCCUGAAGCUUUUGGAGGAUCGAAAAUCACAAUCCUAGGCUAUCUGAAAGAGCGUCUUCAGCAAAAAUUCUCUGGUUGGCAAGCGAAUUUCCUCUCUUCAGGAGGUAAGGAGAUUCUGUUGAAAGCAGUUGCAAUGGCACUUCCGACAUAUACUAUGUCAUGUUUCAUGCUCCCAAAGGCGGUAUGUCAGCAAUUGGCUUCUUUGAUGGCUGAUUUUUGGUGGAGGAACAAACGAGACUCAAGAGGCAUGCAUUGGAAGGCAUGGGAUCAGUUAAGCAAACAAAAAAAUGAAGGCGGUCUAGGAUUUAAAGGCAUUGAGACCUUCAAUAUAGCACUCCUUGGAAAGCAGCUAUGGCGUAUGAUAACAUGUCCAAGCACUAUGAUGGCAAGGGUUUUUCGGAGUAGAUAUUUUAGCAAAACUGAUCCUCUUCAAGCCAAGCUGGGAUCUCGACCAUCUUAUGCAUGGAGAAGCAUAUUUGCAGCCCAAGAACUUAUAAAGAAGGGAGCGAGGAUGGUCAUAGGAGAUGGAAAGUCAACAGACAUCUGGCAAACUCAAUGGCUUCACUCUAAAUCGGCUAGAAGCUUGCAACAGGUCAGACAAAUCCCACAACAUCUCCGUUCUAAUGUUUCUUCUCUGACCAAAGUAAAUGAUCUAUUGAGGGAUAAUGGAAGAGAAUGGAGAAGGGAUAUAUUGGGGGAAAUAUUUCUCGAGGAGGUAUAA